Molecule: messenger RNA, 885 nt
Organism: Venustampulla echinocandica
Lineage: Eukaryota; Fungi; Ascomycota; Leotiomycetes; Helotiales; Pleuroascaceae
Exons: 3
Coding region: 1-885 (294 amino acids)
Source: RefSeq, a predicted model, not a curated record
AUGCCGUUUGCCUCAUUUGCCAACCACAAACCUGCUUGCGCUGGCAUGGAAGUACGUGCUAAAACUCAUGAGCCAGAUCAAUACAAGAUAGCAUCGAGAGCGAUAAUGGACUUAAAGAAGUCAUUCCCUUUGACAAAGUCAAUUCAACUUGAUAUGGAACCAUGGUUCAAUAAUCCGUAUACAACAAUCGUCGCCGACUUCGAGUACAGUUCUCAAUUGCUUGACACCCUGGGCCACGAUGCUAUUUUCCAGAUUGCAGUUUCAAACGCCCUAGGGGAAUGGAUUGUCCCCCCGCCCUCAAUCAAUCAUCAUAUGUCAACACGUGAAUAUUUCGAGAAACUGACAUCAUGCUGUAAGAAACAUGGAGGAGGCCAAAAUACUUAUCAUGGGCUCUUUUAUCAAGGACAAUUUGAAAAGUACUAUGGAAGUAUUGACCAAAUGACUACCCAAGGGCUAUCGUGGAAUGAAAUUGGCGACUUGUUUGAUUCUUACAUGAAGAAACAUGGGAGCUUGCAGAUCUUUCUUGAGUGGUCGCAGAAUCGUGGAGACUACCGAUGCUUACAGAAAGGAUUGAGGAUAACUAAGAAAGCCAACUUGAUGCCGCCGCUGCCGAAUAAAUCGGGAAGCCCUUUGGCAUAUCAAAAUAUUACUAAUUUCUCAGGUCAAGAGGAAGUUUCAGAGGAACCAACGUCGGUGGACUAUAACGACGAGGACGAGGAAUAUUAUGACGAGUUGCCUGAUACUGAGAUGCAAUAUUUAUAUGAAGAGCAAGGCUCAUUCAAUGAGGAUGCCUUGGAACACAUGGUUAAUGCCGGGCUUAUCCCAUCGGCAGAGGAAGACGAAGAGUGGCAGGAAGGGGGUUUGGAUGAGAAUGCUACCUCGUAA